AUGUCCGGCUGGAGACAAUUGAACAUCGGCGUGGUUGGUGGCGGCAUCGGCGGCAUGUCCGUGGCGGUGGCUCUGCGUCGAGCAGGUCACAACGUGACAAUGUAUGAAAAGUCCGAUUUUGCCGGCGAAGUUGGGGCCUCUGUGUCUUGUGCAGCCAACGGGACUCGAUGGCUACAUGAGUGGAGGGUGGAUGUCGCCAAAGGUGACCCAGUCGUCUUGAAGAAGCUCAUCAACCGGGAUUGGAAGACUGGGGAACCCGUCAGUGUGUAUGACUUGGACGAUUAUGAGACGCGCUGGGGACAUGUCUACAAUAUGUUCCACCGACAGUAUAUGCAUGCCAUGCUGAAGGAUUCGGCAAUGGGAGAAGGCGAGGGAAUGCCGGCGAAGCUAGUUGUGAACCACCGCUGCGUGGAUAUUGACAUGAGUACGAAUACCAUCACAUUUGAGAAUGGAGCCACAGCGCAACACGACCUCAUUAUUGGUGCAGACGGCAUUGGAUCCGCCGUACGAGGCAUCCUGGGCAUCAAGCCCGAAAAAAAGCCCUCCGAUUCGAGCUGUUUGCAUGCUAACGUGGAUACCGAUGAAGCCGUCAAGCUGGGUCUCGUCGAUUAUUCGCAAGACAGUGCCUUGGAGUACUGGGGUGGCCAGGAGGGUAAAUGGGACAAGAUCGUGCUGUCACCAUGCAACGGCGGCAAGCUGCUGUCAUAUUACUGCUUCUUCCCUCGCGAGCAGGGUGACUAUACAUCGCAAGCGUGGGGUGCUGAGGGUCGCCCUGUUGAAGAACUGUUGAAGCCUUAUCCCAACCUGGACUCGCAGGUGCUCAAGCAUCUCUCCAUCGCCAAAGAGAUUCAGCCCUGGCGUUUGUGGGUCCAUGAGCCAUAUCCGUACAUCCACAAGGGCAACGUCUGCCUUUUGGGCGAUGCUGGACACCCGAUGAUGCCUCAUCAGAGCCAGGGAGCCUGUAUGGCCAUCGAGGAUGCAGCUGCGCUGGGAAUCCUAUUCAAUAAGAAAUACUUCAAUGGCGACAUCGCCCAGGCCCUGGCAGUGUACGAAGAAGUCCGUCUUCCUCGUGCCACUCGAGUGCAGGCGGCCGCAGCCAAGGCCGCCUAUAACAUCAACGAGCGAAUUGGUUUUUCGGUUAACAAAAAUAUCGCCACAUACAAGGUCGAAGACCCCAAGAAGAUCUUGACGAUCGAAGAGAUGAAUGCAUACGACAUGUACAGAGACAUCGAGGAGAAGUUAGCAGCCAAACGCGGUGAUGAAUUUGCAGGCAAAUUCAUCUGCGGAUUGCCCAUUGGCUUGGAAUUGCCCAGCGGUAUCAUUAUUGGAGCAUCAGCAUGA
Messenger RNA from Penicillium maclennaniae, 1341 nucleotides. Its product is annotated as FAD-dependent oxidoreductase. The record is from RefSeq and is a predicted model, not a curated record. The transcript has 4 exons. The coding region runs from base 1 to 1341 and encodes 446 amino acids. Lineage: Eukaryota; Fungi; Ascomycota; Eurotiomycetes; Eurotiales; Aspergillaceae. Gene Ontology annotation, molecular function: FAD binding; monooxygenase activity.